AUGCCUCCAAGUGGGAAUCUGGUCCCCAUGGGCAUCGCACUGCUGCUGCCUGCCCUGGUGGCUGGGCUGAGCCUGCAGCCAGCCGGGACGCGGCACCCCGGGGUCUGCCCCAACCAGCUCAACCCCAACCUGUGGGUGGAUGCACAGAGCACGUGCGAGCGCGAGUGCCAGGAUGACGAGGACUGCAAAGGCUUCGAGAAGUGCUGCACCAAUGUGUGCGGGCUGCAGAGCUGCGUGGCCGCCCGCUUUGCUGACGGCAGCGCGCCCGCGCCGGCGCCCACAGCCUCGUGCGAGAGCUUCGUGUGCGCACAGCAGGGCUCUGACUGCGACAUCUGGGACGGGCAGCCCGUGUGCAAGUGCAAGGACCGCUGCGAGAAGGAGCCCAACUUCACCUGCGCCUCCGACGGCCUCACCUACUACAACAAGUGCUACAUGGACGCCGAGGCGUGCCUGCGCGGCACCCGCCUCACCACUGUGCCUUGCAAGCACAUCUUCACCUGGCCCGACACCAGCCCCAUGCCGCAGGAGACCACAGCUCGCCCCACGCCGGGUGCCGGCCCCGAGGUGCCGGUGCCCCCCGCGCUCUACAGCAACCCCUUCCACCAGUCGGUGCGUGCCGGCGGCACUGUCAGCUUCCGCUGCGAUGUGAGCGGGCGCCCGCGUCCCGACAUCACCUGGGAGAAGCAGAGCGAGCGGGAGGAGAACUUCAUCAUGCGGCCGGACCAGAUGUACGGCAAUGUGGUGGUCACCAACAUCGGCCAGCUCGUCAUCUACAACGCCCGCCACGAGGAUGCUGGCAUCUACACGUGCACGGCCCGCAACGCUGCUGGGCUGCUCCGUGCCGACUUCCCGCUGUCGGUGCUGAAGCGGGAGCUGGGGGGCGUGGCGCGGGCCAGCAGCCCCCAGCCCUUCCCCAGCGCUGAGUGCCUGAAGGAGCCGGACCGGCGGCGUUGCGAGGCGCUGGAGGUGCACUGGCAUUUUGACGCCAAGCAGGGCUCCUGCCUCACCUUCCGCUACGGCGGCUGUGGUGCCAACAGGAACCAUUUCGAGACGUACGAGGAGUGCCGGGCCGCCUGCCUGGGCAGCGCCCGCCCCACCUGCCUGCUGCCCGUGGUGCAGGGCCCCUGCCAGCACUGGGAGCCACGCUGGGCAUACAACCCCCUGCUGAAGCAGUGCCACUCCUUCGUGUAUGGUGGCUGCGAGGGCAACACCAACAACUUCGAGAGCAAGGAGAGCUGCGAGGACGUCUGCCCCUUCCCCAAGAGCCUGCAGUGCAAGGCUUGCCGCCUGAAGAGCAAGAUGGUGCUGAGCCUCUGCCGCAGCGACUUCGCCAUUGUGGGACGCCUGAUGGAGAUCGUGGAGGACCAGGACUCCGGCAUUGCACGUUUCGCCCUCGAGGAUGUCCUCAAGGAUGAGAAGAUGGGCCUCAAGUUCUUCAACAUCAAGUACCUGGAGGUGACCUUGACCGACAUGGACUGGAGCUGCCCCUGCCCCAACAUGACAGCGGAGGACGGGCCGCUCAUCAUCAUGGGCGAGGUGCAUGAUGGCAUGGCCACGCUGGACCCCAGCAGCUACGUGCGGGCGGCCAACGACAAGCGGGUGAAGAAGAUCUACGAGCUGAUGGAGAAGAAAACCUGCGACGUCCUGAACCGCUUCCAGGACUAGGGCAGAGCCGGGACGUGCCGAUAUGGGGGGCUGCAGACCCACUGUGGAGGGGGAGCCCCACACCAGUGCUUGUGUCCUGGGGUUACCACCAUUGUGUAGCUCCCCCCAACGCUGUGCUGAGCCCCAGCUCCCACCUCCCCUGUAAUUUAUCUGCCACAUGCCCCCCGUGUACCUCCCAGCCUGACUAGCAGCAAUAAAGGAGUGGGUUGG
Molecule: messenger RNA, 1875 nt
Organism: Strigops habroptila (Kakapo)
Lineage: Eukaryota; Metazoa; Chordata; Aves; Psittaciformes; Psittacidae
Gene: WFIKKN1
Product: WAP, follistatin/kazal, immunoglobulin, kunitz and netrin domain containing 1
Exons: 2
Coding region: 1-1665 (554 amino acids)
Biological process (GO): negative regulation of transforming growth factor beta receptor signaling pathway
Cellular component (GO): extracellular region
Molecular function (GO): receptor antagonist activity; transforming growth factor beta binding; serine-type endopeptidase inhibitor activity
Source: RefSeq, a predicted model, not a curated record